This is a messenger RNA of Cataglyphis hispanica, 3903 nucleotides long. It is a transcript of the gene Six4, whose product is annotated as homeobox protein SIX2. Gene Ontology annotation, molecular function: RNA polymerase II cis-regulatory region sequence-specific DNA binding; DNA-binding transcription factor activity, RNA polymerase II-specific. Bases 1571 to 2911 code for a protein of 446 amino acids. The record is from RefSeq and is a predicted model, not a curated record. The transcript is spliced from 4 exons. Gene Ontology annotation, cellular component: transcription regulator complex; nucleus. NCBI's taxonomy places the organism in Eukaryota, Metazoa, Arthropoda, Insecta, Hymenoptera, Formicidae. Gene Ontology annotation, biological process: regulation of transcription by RNA polymerase II.
GUCGAUGGAGGCGGCCGCACGACCACAAUCCAACGACGGAAGCCAGCGCGACGGCGGCUUCCACCACGAGAACGAGUAGCGUCGAGUUCGCCUUACUAACUUGGUGACUUGAUCAAUCAGUGUGAGCGCGGUCUAUCGCGGCCAAAAAGCAAUUCCAUUCGACGAGUGUCGAUUGCGCAAUCGGUUAUCUGUUCGCGCGAUCCGCAAGUUUGCGCGAUUAUCGCAUCGCGACCGGGAAGGUCAAUCGGUAACGCAAGAGCUGGUGGUCUCGGGACAGAGACGAUCCGAUAUAGUGUCGCUGCUACCACGCUGGUGUCUGAGAAAAAUAUCCUUACACUUCCGUCGCGCGAGUUCGAUGCCUUCGCUGCGGGUGGUUCAGCUAAUAAUGAUCGGCCGCAAGGAUUAAGGGCCCAGGUAGCAGAAAUUUGCGGACACGCACUUGACAGCGAAUGGACAGUGGACCGACAAUGGAUAUCUUUGAAGAAGGAUGAUCGAGGUCUUUUGCACGCGCGAAGGAUUAUUGCGGAUGCGUCAAGUAUCGCAUUAUGAUUACAUAAUUCAUUAUGAACCGUCGUCGGAAUAUUUUUAAAAGUUCAGAUUUGGUUUCAGCUACUGGAACUCAAGUCCGCAGUUAUUUGCUUACAGUGCGGAAAUCAAAUACUAUUUUCAAGGACAAAUAAAUAAUUACACACGCGUAAUAUAUAUUAGAAAUUAUAUGCUUUUUUUUUUUUUUAUCAAAGAUUUAAAGCGCAAAAUGAUUAUCGUUUACAGGCUCGCGUUUUUCAAAGUGUUAAACGCAAAGGUAAAAACUGACAAUUAUGUGGAUUAUUGUGACAUUGUAAUGAUUGAAAAAUAAUUAUUAAGCAUUCGAGUUACUCUUUUGUGAUAAAGUACAUGGACCGUCGGAUGUAUCAUGAGAGAACGACGCUUUUAUAGAUUUCAUAGAUUUUUUGUGAUCUCGUAAAAAAAUUGUAAAAUCUUUCAAAAUUAAAACUUGCAAAUACGCUCAUUUUUUGUUGAAAAAAAUAUCAAGGCUUUAUUGGAGUAAGUCUUGAUGAAUGAGAAUGUAGUCGGCGUCAUUAUGAAUGAAAGUGCGUGAUUAAACAAUCGUCGCGUCCACUUGAACGUGCGGAUGCUUACUUUCGUCAUCAGUUAUUCAUCCGGCUGAUCUAUAAGACACAACGUUAUAGUAUCCCGAACUGCUGAAUAGCAGAAGCGGAAAAGUACGCCUCGCAAACACUCGACGAUAAAAAGCCUACAAGUGACAAUAUAUAAUAUAUAGACAAUGAAAGAACGUUCGCAGUGAUACAGAAUUGCCAGUGAAUUUUCGAAAUAAACAAGUCGCGCGGCACAGAGUGUUGAUCCAUUUUUCAUUUCCAAUUUUGAGAGCGGGAAAUCGCAUUUUUAAUCGAGACAAGUGGUUUUCAAGAUUCGAAAAACGCGGAGAAAGCUCGCGUUUGUUGCGUUCUAUUAUAUUUCCCGCGCUCCGGGACCGGCGAAUGUGCUCGGAACCCUGUCGUCUUCUGUCCGACACCUCGGUUCAUGAGAGCCACGCAGCCGCCAGCCAAGGAUGUCGGACAGUUCGGAACAGCUGUCAUCGCCGAACAGCGACUGCAACAGUCAGAUGGGCGUCGUGCAUCGCAAUGCAACCGCGCAGUACGGCAACGCGACGUCGAUGUCCGGUCUCGGGUUGACUCAUCAUCCCCAGAAUCUGACGCCUACGUCGAACGGCAGUCCCUCCUGGAGAGCUCCCGCGGAUACCGAUCCGCAAGAGCUCUCCACCUGCAGCUCCGCCAGCGUGAGCACAAACAUCACCAACAUUAGCAGCCUCUCCUUCAGCAGCACCACCAGCCUCUCCCUCAGCAGCACCAGCAAUUUCACGCCCGAGCAAAUAUCCUGCAUGUGCGAAGCGCUUUCGCAGAGUCAGGACAUCGAGAAGCUGUCGAGAUUUCUUUGGUCCCUGCCGCCUGGAGAACUGCUGCGUGGUGGCGAGAGUGUCCUGAUGGCACGUGCCGCCGUUGCCUUUCACCGCGGAGCUUACCACGAACUCUACUCGAUUCUGGAAAGCCAUCCCUUUUCGCCACGCCGUCACCCUGAACUUCAACAAAUGUGGUUUAAAUCGCACUACCGUGAAGCUGAGAAAAUUCGCGGUCGACCAUUGGGCGCCGUCGACAAGUAUCGACUGCGUAAAAAGUAUCCGCUGCCGAAGACGAUCUGGGACGGCGAGGAGACCGUUUACUGCUUCAAAGAACGAUCGAGAAACGCCUUGAAGGAAUGUUACAUGAGAAAUCGAUAUCCCACCCCGGACGAGAAGAAGAAUCUCGCGAAGAAGACCGGCCUGACGCUGACCCAGGUGUCAAAUUGGUUCAAGAAUCGCCGGCAGCGAGAUCGCACGCCGCAAACGAGAACAGAGAUGUUAUCGUUGAAUUGUCAAAGCACGACUAACAACACAAUUAGUAGCUCGGUGAGCAAUGGUGGCAGCCUCCAGUCGUUGCAGAGCAUCGAUUCCGAUAGUCCAAAUCUAACGAUGUCACCUCUGUCGACUAUGGGCAUGUCCCCAGUCGCCAUGAAUCCGUGCAGUCCGAUGGGUAUGAGUCCCAUGGGGCCUCAUCAUGGCUACGCUACUCCCGUUACGCCGUCGUCCGUUCAUACCGCGCAUCCCCAUAACGGCGGAUUGAGCCCCAUGAACGAUGUUAAGGCUCUGUGCUACGGACGCAGCGUGUACGACACAGGAAAAGACGCGUGCUCGGAGCAGAGCUCGGUCUACUACUCCAGCCACUCCAGCAUGCAUCAUCAGUAUUACCAGCAGACCCAUCAGAUGAUGUCCACGUCCCAUCAUCAUCACCAUCAUCAGCAAAGCGUACCGGCCGGUUACGAGAUCAUGCUACCGCCGCCUCAACAUUCCAUGUGACCAACGGAUUACGAGAGUGACCGAAGUAACCAGGCUCAUCACGGCCAGAGUGACGACGGGCUCGCGCGUAUACACGCCUUCGCCUGAUCUUACGGCUUUUUCUUUCGACUUUAUCCAAGUCGUAUCGCAGAUAAAGAACGGCAAUCGAGUGGAUGAAAACUUAGAAAAACAGCCGUUCUACAAUUCGGAUCAUUCAACGCACUCUCAUUGUCUCCCUUAAAAUAUUUACUUGCAAGAGCGUCGAAACUUUCUACAUGCAGUGUAAAUGUACGAUAUGCUCUGACGAUUCUUAAGUGAAUGUAGGUCUCUUGGGUUCUGCAAUUUAGAGAAAAUUAUUGACUUUGAAUCUAUUUCAAAAGGUGGGCAAACACACGGUGACUUUUUUUAAAAAUAACUAACUUGUAUGUGUAUUGAUGCAAUAAAAGAAAAGAUAGAAAAUUUAUAUGUCAAACGCAUGCACACAACAUAUACAUACACAUGUACAUCAGAUAGAAAAUCUAAUGAACUAUCUAUAAAUCGAUAAAUUAAAAAUAUAAUUAAAUAAAUUUUUCUUUUUAAGCAGGAAAUAUUUUUGAACUUAAUAUAUGACUAUAUGAAAAUAUUGUAAUUAUGAAAUUAUGAAUUUACUUUUUGAAAUGAAAUAUAAAUCGAAUCAAAUUAAUCCGUUGCCGUUUUUCAUUUUUAAUAUCAAUUCGAAAUAUAUUGAAUGAAAAUUACCGUGUAACCCACAGAUGAUUAUGUUAAUCGUACAGAUUCAUGCAACCAAAUGUUAUGUCACGAAACUAUGGGCACGUUUUAACCAAUGAGAAGACGAGAAUAUACUUAAAAGACUUGGGAGGAGCUAAAAAACUGGUUUUAUUUCGCACACCCUUCUUCAAGGUGUUCCGUAUGCGAUACGCGCGCUCCAGGUGCUCUUAAUUUUUUUCAGAACACACAUGCAAAAAUAUUUACUUCAUAUAUUUGUAUUCUCAGACAUUUUAUAAUCUCAUGAA